UUCCUGCUUGUCCCCAACCGUCACCCGGGCAUGUUUGUCAGCCGGAGUGGCCCCAGAGUGUCCCCAAGGCAUCCCCAGAGUGUCCCUGGAGUGUUCCUGGAGUGUCCCCAGCUGCCAUGGAGCCCCUUGAGCUGUCCCCGGCCCUGCUGCAGCCACAGGACACCAUGGUGGCCAUCCUGGGCGAGCUGCUGGCCACCCUGCCCAGUCUGGAUGAGACGCUGUCCGUGUCCCUAAGAUGCCUGUACUUGGACCUGGUGAAAUUCACCAGGGACCUCCGGGCCACCCUGUACCGCACUGAUGACACAUGGUGGCAUCGGGAUGUCACCACGGAUGAUGAUGACCCUCCCACCUCCCGGAGCCAGGCCCUGGCUGCCUACGAGAGCACCCCAUUUAACAUGCAAAAGGAUAUGAUAUGGAGGGACUUCAUACGGCAGUGGUCGGUGCAUGCGCUUGUGAACAGCUGGGCCGAGCUGGCCAGGGCGGCCACCAAGCUCCGUGACACCUGCAGGGAUUUGGCCACCAAGGCGGCCACUGAGGCGGCCAAUGCCACUGCCCGGGCCAGGGAGCUGCAGGACAAGGCUGCCCGUUAUGGGACAGCUCAGGAAAACAUGGUGGAGCUGGGUCAGGCCCUGGGCAGGGAGGAGGGGGCUGAGGUGGUGGCCAGGCGUGAAGCCCAGGUGAGGAGAGAGGCCAGGGUGGCUGCCAGUGAGGCAAGAAGGGCCACCAUGGAGAGACAGUGGAUGGAGGUGGCCCUGGGGCUGCUGGAGCGCUUGGUGGCCGCGUCUGAAGAAGCCACCGCGUUCCCCCGGGAGCUGCAGCGCCUGCUCAGGGGCACCAAAGCCACCCUGGAGGGGACAAAUGAGGCAUCCCCCGAUGUCCCCAAGGACGUGGUGAAUAAAUUGGCCAUGGCUGAGCGGCUGUGGGAGGCCAAUGCCCGACAGGCUAUGCGUCACCUGGUAGGGACACUUCCAGACACCAUCAAGUUCUUGUUCACUGGUGAUCCCACCAGCCCCAGUGUCUGUGGGGUGGCCGAGCGGUGCCAAAGAGCCAUCGAGGACAUCCCAAGACUCCUUCAACCCCCAGAGUGUCCUCAGAGUGUCCCCAAGGUGUCUCCAGUGAGCAUGGAGGUCCAAGAGCUGACUCCGGCCCUGUUGCAGCCACAGAUCACUGUGGUGACCAUCCUGGGCGAGCUGCUGGCCACCCUGCCCAGUCAAGACGAGAUGAUUCUGCUCAGCUAUGCAGGGAGACUGUGCAAGGACCUGGAGGACAUCACCAAGGACCUCCGGGUCACCCUGUACUGCACUGAUGACACCUGGUGGCACAGCAAUGUGACCUCCGAUGAUGAUGAUGAUGCUCCCACCUCCGAUGAUGAUGAACCUCCCGUCUGCUUGAGCCGGGCUCUGGCUGCCUGGGAGAACACCCCAUGGACCCCCCAGAACCGUGUGACACGGGAGGCCAGCAAGUGGCAGCGGUCGCUAGCUGUGCUUGUGGACAGCUGGGCCAAACUGGCCACGACAGCCACCCAUCUCCACGAAAUCUGCAGCUGGAUGGCCACUGAGGCAGCUGACAUGGUGGCCACCGCCCAGGCCUGGGAGCUGCAGGCCGUGGCUGCCCGUUAUGGGACAGCUCAGGAAAACAUGGUGGAGCUGGGUCAGGCCCUGGGCAGGGAGGAGGGGGCCGAGGUGGUGGCCGGGCAUGGAGCCCAGGUGAGGAGAGAUGCCAUGGUGGCUGCCAGCUGGGCAAGAAGGGCCACCACGGUGAGACAGCGGGUGGAGGCGGCCCUGGGGCUGCUGGAGCGCUUGGUGGCUGCGUGUGACGAAGCCACGGCGUUCCCCAGGGAGCUGCAGUGGCGGCUUAGGGACACCAAGGCUGCCCUGAAGGGGACAAAUGAGGCAUCCCCUGAUAUCCCCGAGGACUUGGUGGCCAAGGUGGCCGAGUGUGAGCAGUUGUGGGAGGCCAAUGCCCGUCUGGUCAAGGAUCACCUGUUGAGGGCAGUUGACGACAUAAUCAAGUUCUAUUUUGAUGGUGGUCCCGUCAGCCCCAGUGCCUGUGAGGUGGCCGAGCGGUGCCAAAGAGCGAUUGAGGACAUCCCAAGGCUCCUCAGACCCCUGGAUCAUCUCCAAGAUGUCCCCAGGGUAUCCCCAGUGAGCAGGGAGCUACAAGAGCUGUCCCUGGCCCUGCUGCAGCCACAGGUCACCGUGGUAGCCAUCCUGGGCGAGCUGCUGGCCACCCUGCGCAGUCAGGCCAAGAUGAAGGUCGUGUCGGCAUUGCGCCUGUACUGGGAUCUGGUGGACUUCACCAAGGACCUCUGGAUCACCCUGUACUGCACUGAUGACACCUGGUGGCGCCGGAAUGUGACCUCCGAUGAUGAUGACCCUGUCACCUCCUUGAGCCAGGCCCUGACUGCCUUCAAGAGCAUCCUAUGGACUCGCUGGAACCAUGUGACAAUGGUGGCCAGCAUGUGGCAGGGGUCAGUGGCUGCGCUUGUGAACAGGUGGGCCCAGAUGGUCAGGAAGGCCACCAAGCUCCGUAACACCCGCAGGAGGGUGGCCACUGAGGAAGCCAACAGGGUGGCCUCCGCCACCACCUGGGCCAGGGAGCUGCAGGCCAAGGCUGCACGUUUUGGGACAGCUCAGGAAAACAUGGUGGAGCUGGGUCAGGCCCUGGGCUGGGAGGAGGGGGCCAAGGUGGUGGCCGGGCAUGGAGCCCGGGUGAGGAGAGAGGCCAGGGUGGCUGCCAGCGAGGCAACAAGGGCCACCGUGGAGAGACAGCGGGUGGAGGCGGCCCUGGGGCUGCUGGAGCGCUUGGUGGCCGCAUGUGAUGAAGCCACCGCGUUCCCCCGGGAGCUGCAGCGCAGGGUUGGAGACAUCGAGGCCACCCUGAAGGGGACAAAUGCGGUGUCCCCUGAUGUCCCCGAGGACUUGGUGGCCAAGGUGGCCAUGGCCAAGCAGCUGUGGGAGGCCAACACCCGCCUGGCCAAGGAUCACCUGCUGGGGACACUUCAAGACACCAUCAAAUUCUUGUUCACUGGUGGUCCUGCCAACCUCAGUGAGGUGGCUGAGAGGUGCCAAAGAGCCAUCGAGGACAUCCCAAGGCUUGUUCGCCCCCAGGAGGGUCCCCAAGGUGUCCCCAAGGUGUCCCCAGUGGGCAAGGAGCUCCAAGAGCUGUCCCCGAACCUGCUGCAGCCACAGGUCGCCGUGGUAUCCAUCCUGGGCGAAUUGCUGGCCACCCUGACCAGUCUGGAUAAAAUGAUUCUGCUCGAGUCUCCAGGGUGCCUGUACAAGGACCUGGAUGAAUUCACCAAUGAGCUCUGGGAGACCAUGGAGUGCAUUAAGGGCAUCUGGUGGCGCGUCGAUAUCACCUUGAACGGGGAUUUCUCUCUCAUCUCCCUGAACCAAGCCCUGGCCGCCUACAAGAGCACCCCAUGGACCACCUGGGACGAUGUGACAGAGGAGGCACUCAAGUGGCAGUGGUCAGUGGAUGCCCUUGUGAACAGCUGGGCCAAGCUCACCAGGGCAGCCACUGAGCUCCGCAACACCUGCAGGGUGAUGGCCACCAAGGUGGCCACUGAGGCAACCAACACAGUCGCCCGGGCCAGGGAGCUGCAGUACAAGGUUAACCAUUAUUGGACGGCUCAGGAAAACAUGGUGGAGCUGGGUCAGGCCCUGGGCAGGGAGGAGGGGGCCGAGGUGGUGGCUGGGCAUGAAGCCCAGGUGAGGCAAGAGGCCUGGGUGGCUGCCAGCGAGGCAACAAGGGCCACCAUGGAGAGACAGCGGGUGGAGGCAGCCCUGGGGCUGCUGGAGCGCUUGGUGGCCACGUGUGACGAAGCCACCGCGUUCCCCCGGGAGCUGCAGCGCAGGGUUGGGGACAUCAAGGCUGCCCUGGAGGGGACAAAUGAGGCAUCCCCUGAUGUCCCUGAGGCCUUGGUGGCCCAAGUGGCUGUUGCUGAGCGGAUGUGGGAGGCCAAUGCCCGCCUGGUCAAGGAUCACUUGACGGGGACACUUAAAGACAUCAAGGACUAUUUCAAUGGUGGUUCCGCCAGCUCCAGUGCCUGUGGGGUGGCCGAGCGGUGCCAAAGAGCCAUCGAGGACAUCCCAAGGUUCCUUCGAUGCCCAAAGCAUCCCCAGAGCGUCCCCAAGGUGUCCCCCUUGAGUAUGGAGCUCCAAAAGCUGUCCCUGGCCGUGCUGCAGCCACAGGUCACAGUGGUGGCCACCCUGGGUGAGCUGCUGGCCACCCUGCCCAGUCAGGCCAAGAUGAUGCUGCCUGUGUCCAUGGCAAGCCUGUGCUGGGACCUGGUGUUCUUCACUGAGAAACUCCGGGUCACCCUGUACUGCACUGAUGAUGCCUGGUGGCACUGCAAUGUCACCUCCGAUGAUGAUGGCCCUGUCACCUCCUUGAGCCAGGCCCUGACUGCCUACAGGAGCACCCCAUGGACGACUCGGAAUCAUGUGACAAUGGUGGCCUGUGAUUGGCAGGGGUUGGUGGCUGUGCUUGUGAGCAGGUGGGCCCAGCUGGCCAGGAAAGCCACCAAGCUCCGUGACACCUGCAGGGAUUUGGCCACUGAGGCGGCUGACAAGGCGGCCACCACCACCACCCGGGCCAGAGAGCUGCAGGACGAGACUGCUCAUUAUGGGACAGCUCAGGAAAAUAUGGUGGAGCUGGGUCAGGCCCUGAGCAGGGAGGAGAGGGCCGAGGUGAUGGCCAGGCAUGAAGCCCAGGUGAGGAGAGAGGCCAGGGUGGCUGCCAGCGAGGCAACAAGGGUCACCAUGGUGAGACAGCGGGUGGAGGCAGCCCUGGGGCUGCUGGAGCGCUUGGUGGCCGCGUGUGACGAAGCCACCGCGUUCCCCCGGGAGCUGCAGCGCCUGCUCAGGGACAUCGAGGCCACCCUGAAGGGGACAAAUGCGGCGUCCCCUGAUGUCCCUGAGGACUUGGUGGCCAAGGUGGCCAUGGCUGAGCGGCUGUGGGAGGCCAACGCCCGCCUGGCCAAGGAUCACCUGCUGGGGACACUUCCAGACAUCAUCAAAUUCUUGUUCAAUGGUGGUCCCGCCAGCCCCAGUGCCUGUGUGUUUGCCGAGAGGUGCCAAAGAGCCACUGAGGACAUUCCAAGGCUCAUUCGACCCCUGGAGCAUCCUCAGAGUGUCCCCAAGGUGUCAGCAGUGAGCAUGGAGCCCCAAAAGGUGUCCCCUCCACAGCUGCAGACGCUGGUGGCCGUGGUGGCCACCCUGGGUGAGGUGGUGGCCGCCGUGACUGGGCCACACUGGGGUACGUGCCUGCGUGACUCCCCAGACUCCCUGCAUAAGGACCUGAAGAACUUCACCCAGAGCCUCCGUGCGAUCCUGAACCAUGGCGGUGUCACCUCCCUUGGCCACCCUGGUGUCCCCUCCCUGAGAAGGGCCCUGGCCACCCUCUGGGCCACCCCUGGGACCCCCUGGGCUGAUGUGAGAGCUGCAGCCAAGGCAUGGCAGAAGUUGGUGGCCAGGCUUGUGGACAGCUGGGACUGGCUGGCCAGGGAGGCCACCAAACUCUGUGACAUCUGGGGGAAGGUGGUCCCAGACCAGCAGCUGAUGGUGGCCCUGGGCAAGGAGGUGGUGGCCUUGGAAAUGGCCACGCACAAUGCCCAGGUGGCAGCAGCCACCAGUGAGGCCAUGGGAGAGGCUGUGGCGGCCACCAGGAGGGGACAUUGGGCAGAGGUGGCCCUGGGGCUGCUGCAGCGCUUGGUAGCCACCUGUGACAGAGCCACCUUGUUCUACUGGAACAUGGAGUGGUGGCUCAGGGACAUGAAGGCCAUCCUGAAGGGGACAAAUGAGGUGUCCCCUGAUGUCCUCCAGGCCUUGGUAGCCAAAGUGGCCAAGUUUGAGUGGCUGUGGGAGGCCAGCACCCACCUGGCCAAGGAUCACCUGCUUGGGACACUUGGGGUCAUCGACAACAUCCUCUUGAGUCCCUGUGGUGGCUGGGGUGGCCCCGGUGGCCCUGGCAGCUGCACAGUGGCCAAGCAGUGCCAAAAAGCCAUUGAGGACAUCCCGAGGCUGCUGCAGGAAAGUUUCACAUGGGAGCACUGACAUCAUUGGGGACAUCGCUGCUGUCACCUGUGCAGUAUUUGAGACAGAUUUGGGGAAUUUUCUGGGAAUUUUCAAUGAUACUGUCCCAAAUCCUGAUGGGAAUUCCUGGGGUGACAUCACUGGGGACACUCUGGGGACACUCAGGGACACUCUGGGGACAGUCAGGGAAAGGGGACAGGGGUGAAUGAGUCCCCUCAAGAGCUUCCAGCUUUCCACUGUGCCUGCAGCCCAGCUGGGUCAUAAAUGCCAAUUUAAUAAUUGCCUUUUGCACUUUUGUAUUGCCUUUUACGCAUUGUUAUUGAUCACCACCAAUUUGAUACGGUGUUCGAUACCGAUAUUGAUUAUUGAUGAUUCAUUGUAGCUGCUGGUUGGUGCAAUAUAAUCUCUUAGUUCAUGUGUGCACCAUACAGCCUAUUAAUAAAUGAAUGAAUGAAUGAAUGAAUGAAUGAAUGAAUGAAUGAAUGAAUGAAUGAAUGAAUGAAUGAAUGUCCUCUGUAUUCACACCGGGCUGAUCUGAAGUCUGUGUCAGACACAUCACUUGACCAUUGUCACUGCCAUAUUUUCUGAAAAAAUCCUCUUUGCCCAGGAUUCUUCUCGUGGGAAGCCGUGAAGCUUCAGAGAAAAAAGAAAACUAUUAUCUGAUUUGCUUCUCCUGUGUUUUGCUGCUUUGGAAUGUGGUUGGAGAUUGUUUAUGCAACAUGUGAAUUGUUUUUACUUAAUGACCAAUCACCAUCCAGCUCUGUUGGGACUCUGGAAGGAGUCACAAGUUUUUAUUACUCAUUCUUGUUAAGCCUUCUGUCUGUAUCCUUUCUCUAUUCUUUAGUAGAUAUUCAGUAUAUCACUCUUUAAUAUAAAGCAAUACCAUAAAAUAAUAAAUUAGCCUUCUAGGAA
Melospiza melodia melodia is the source of this 6950-nucleotide messenger RNA. RefSeq lists its product as uncharacterized. Lineage: Eukaryota; Metazoa; Chordata; Aves; Passeriformes; Passerellidae. Bases 117 to 6059 code for a protein of 1980 amino acids. The transcript has 7 exons. The record is from RefSeq and is a predicted model, not a curated record.